Pectinophora gossypiella (pink bollworm) is the source of this 1098-nucleotide messenger RNA. Its product is annotated as cathepsin B-like. The transcript has 2 exons. Gene Ontology annotation, cellular component: lysosome. The coding region runs from base 62 to 961 and encodes 299 amino acids. Lineage: Eukaryota; Metazoa; Arthropoda; Insecta; Lepidoptera; Gelechiidae. The record is from RefSeq and is a predicted model, not a curated record. Gene Ontology annotation, molecular function: cysteine-type endopeptidase activity.
UUCCUGUACUCUGUACUGGCGUUCAUACUAAGCUACUUCUGAACGGAGGUAUUUUUUUAUAAUGUUACGUUUAUUAGUAUUGGCUUUGGCCACGUUUGUCUCCUGUGACUUCGACGAGGAAUUACACAAUAAGUACCUGUCGAUGCCACAUGAUGAGUUUGUGGAGUACUUCAACAGCCGUAAUUACUCCUACACGAUCAAGGCUUACGACUUUGAUCCAGUAGUCGGAAUGGUAAAAACCUUCAUCCCAGAAGGUAUCCCCGUGAUCAGUUACAAUGACAGUUCAGUUGCCGAUUUACCUGAGAACUUUGACUCCAGGGAGAAGUGGUCACAUUGUGCCACCAUUGGAGAAAUUCACAACCAGGGCAAAUGUGGUUCCUGUUGGACCUUCGGCACCUCCAACACGGCUUCUGAUCGCACUUGCAUCCACAAAGGCGUGACUGUUCGACUUUCUCAACAGGAUUUCAACUGCUUCUCCAAAGACGUUUGUAGGGGGGGUUAUCCAAAUGAAGCCUUUGAAUUUUACGUCAGCACCGGUCUCGUCACUCAAGAGUGCAAACCUUACGACAUCGAAUUUCUCAAAAAGCGCCAAUGUGACAAGAAAUGUGUCAAUGGUGCAGAUUAUGCUGGAGAUAAACAUAGAGGCUCUUCAGUUAAGGCGGUGAACAGCGAAGAGGGGACUAUUAAAGCUGAAUUAUUCAAAAAUGGACCGAUACAAGCCGCAUUUUCGGUAUAUGAAGAUUUUAAGAAAUACGAAGGGGGAAUUUACGAGCAUAAAUACGGGGAGCUACUAGGUGGACACAGUGUUAGACUGAUAGGGUAUGGUGUAGAGAAUAAUGUUCCAUAUUGGUUGGUGGCGAACAGCUGGGGCACAGGUUGGGGUGAAAAAGGAUUUUUUAGGAUCAAACGGUACGGCAAAGACGUUGAAUUUGAAAACUACUUAUGUACCGUAUUUCCCUAGAAAUAAGUUUGUCUUUUAAUUCCUUAUCCGACAAAGGGUUGUCUCCUUUCUAAUUAUGUUUGACCACCAAUCUGCACGGUGUUUUCUUUCUUUAUUUCUUUGAUGCAAUAAAUAUGAUUCCAUGCGUUUAAAUCAAA